Messenger RNA from Hypanus sabinus (Atlantic stingray), 2824 nucleotides. RefSeq names its product sperm associated antigen 8 (gene spag8). The record is from RefSeq and is a predicted model, not a curated record. Gene Ontology annotation, molecular function: microtubule binding. Gene Ontology annotation, cellular component: nucleus; cytoplasm. Bases 16 to 867 code for a protein of 283 amino acids. NCBI's taxonomy places the organism in Eukaryota, Metazoa, Chordata, Chondrichthyes, Myliobatiformes, Dasyatidae. Gene Ontology annotation, biological process: positive regulation of transcription by RNA polymerase II. The transcript is spliced from 6 exons.
GUUGAAAGGGUUGCCAUGGGUAACAGUUUAUUCUACACUGCGCAGGCGCUGAGCCGGUCUCUUAGCAACGCGUGGCUGGUUACCGGCGACGGUCGAUCGCGGCUGAUGGAUCAGGUGGUGUGUAACGACGUGUUGGCGACCAGGUCGCCUCCUCUUCGGGAUGGUCACCACGGCCAGGGAGAGCAAACGGGGGAAAGUAGGAGCAGCCCCGGUGAAGGUGGACCGGGAAUGCAGGGCAAUCGUGAAACCCGAGAGGUAGGAAGGAGGCAGGACGAUGAUGAGGAGCAAGUCACGGCAGAGGCAGGGGAUCGUGUUGCGCUUGAAAGCCACACGGACCGCAUUGCAAACAAGUGCCUGAUCGGGAACUGGCAGGAAGAGCGAAAUUCAGCUCCCAUAGAUCAGCAGCAAGCCAAAACCACAUCACGUGCCUUAGCUUUCAAGAAUGGGUAUAAAGGUCUGCUAAGUAUUGAUUACUUGUCAAGAAUGUCUGGCAUAUCUACGUACAAAGAAUUUUAUCACCCUCCCAGUGGACCAGAAGAACGGGAAAUAGGCAUAAAGAAACAAUUAUUUGAAAAAUACAUGUAUCACAAGAUAAGUAAGGAAGUAUAUGAUGAAUACAAAGAAUCCUUUGAAAUACAGCCGAUGGAAUCACUGUCUGUAACAGGGCGGGACUUCAAAAUGGAAGGUUUCAAAUCUGUUCCACGUCCUCCUGUUAUGCGUCAUGAUUAUAAAACUGAACAACCUAUCACAAUCUGGUCGGACCAUGUUAAGCAAGUACAGGGUGUUACUGAAAUAAAGACUGGUGAUACUCCAUUCAGAAAAAAUGCCUCAUUUACCAGACCAAUAAUGGAAGCCUUGGAUACUUAACAAAAGCUGGAAAAGAUUCUGGCUCCUAGACACAGAAAUGAAUCAUUAACAGAAAUCAGACGGAAAGGAUUUAUUGUACUUGUUACUGCUCAGUACCUUUUGAUAGAGUAUUUCCAUUGUUCAUAUAUGAUCAAUUUAGAAAAAAAAUCAAUUAAAAAUAAAAUUAGAAAUAAAAAUAAUUAGAUCCUUGUACUGUACACAGCAGAUCAGUGUGACUGAAAAUUGUCUAUUUUGAUGAUAAAGAGUUAGAAAAUGCAGGUAAUUUCUGAUCCGCUGGGAAUUUCCAGAUUUUUCUUUUUCUGUUUGAAAUGUUCAACUUCUGCACACUCUUAACAAUCUCAAACACUGCCCAGUAAAUUUUAAAACUGUACACUCCAAGCCAAUGGUUUUCUGCUCAUUAUCCAUUAAAGUUAUUGGCCAGAAUUUUAUACAUUAUUACCUCCUGCUCUUCUGCCAAUUAACUUUAAUGAAUAGCAAAUUUCAAGCAAGGCACCAACAGCAUAUACUAGUGGAAUUCAAUUUUAUAAAACUUUGGAUGUAUGAUUUUAAUUUUGUAAUUUAAAGUGAUUGGAACAAACAGACCUGAAAACUAAUGACAUGACUAAAAUAAAAUGAUGAAAGCAUGCUCACUUUCCCAGUUCUGACAGAGAAGCUGCCUGCCUCGCUGGUUGUUCUCAGUGCUUUCUGUUCAUGCUUUGCACGUCAAGCUUCUGCAGCUUUUAUGAUGUACAUUUACUGUAUUCCUGAAAACUAAUCAACCAACUCGGAGUUUAUAACAAUGAUGGAAUGAAUCUGAUGAGCCUGGGAAGCACAAUGGCAUUUCACUCUAAGAUGCACAAGUUGGAUUUUUCACAUUUUAUUCAUUUCAAAAUUGUUGGAAUGCAUCCAAAUCAGCAUUAAGAAAACUGGGCUAGUCACUAGGUGGGGUGGUAAGAAAAAUGCACUGCUGGCCAACUGCUGGAGAGGCAAGGCAAACAGGUCCAGCCAAAAAAACAUAACAGAUCAGGACCUUUGACAUGGAAUUCCAGGCUGUCAAACCAGCCAUGGGAAAUUUUUGCAUGCCUUGUGUCCUCAGUAAGAUCUCAAUGCUGGCACAGGGUGUGUUGUAUGCACAGGAGAUAAGACAAUCAGGAACUCUUCCUGCUGAAAUUAUGCAGCUCUCUGGAACUUCUUUGGCAUGGUAGUCUAAAGGAGGCUGAUGAAGCAGGCAAUGCAAGCUUUCCCAAGACCAGUUGCCUUUGACAGGUAUAUUAGACUGGUCCAAUAUUCAGCACUCUGUGCUAGGGACUUCACCUUGAGGAGGAAUUCCUAUAUAGAACUGAAAAAAGGAUCAGCCAACCAGCUGAAAGAACAUACAGUUCUUAUUCAUCAUUACUUGUGAAUUUUAAAAGCUAAGUAAAUAUAUGUAGCUGAUUCAGUCGGUGUAAACUGAACUUAAUAUUACAGUGACCUACUGAAUACUGGGUCAGCCAUCUAGCUGCUAGAACAUACUAGAAUAAAUAUGUUCUUAUUCAAUAAUAGUCAAGAAUUUUAAAGCGUAAGUUUCAGUCAGUGUAAAUUGAACUCAAUAUUACAUUUAGCUCUACUAUUGAAUUUCAGGAAGAACUCUUGGGAUUUAUUUUGGAUUUCAAGCAAACCAACAUAAAAUAUAGCCAAAUAGGUUUGAUGUGACUUACAUGCAAAUGAUGUCAAUAUCAAUUUGCACAACAACUAUUUAAUACAGAUUUACUUAACUGACACAAUGUAUUGCACUUUCACAUUUGAUAUGUUGGUGAUGCUGACUUUACUAUUACCUGUUCUUUCAAUUUGUUCUUUCUAUAAAAGUUUUACCAAAUCUUUCUGUAACGAUUGGAAGUCCAAAGUCUGUAUCAGUGGACAGUCAUAAAAGUCAAACAGAAAAAUUCUAAUGGAGGUUUGCAAUUGAAUAAAUACAAGUGAAAGAAGUGAUUUUAUCUGU